UCAGGACUAGAAGAAGCUGUCUAUAGGAAUAUCCAGGCAUGCAAAGAACUUGCUCAAACCACCCGUACAGCUUAUGGACCAAAUGGAAUGAACAAAAUGGUUAUCAAUCAUCUGGAGAAGCUUUUUGUCACAAAUGAUGCUGCUACUAUCUUGAGAGAGCUGGAGGUCCAGCAUCCUGCUGCAAAAAUGCUUGUCAUGGCUUCCCACAUGCAAGAGCAAGAAGUUGGAGAUGGAACAAACUUUGUGCUUGUUUUUGCUGGAGUUCUUCUGGAGUUAGCAGAAGACCUUCUGAGGAUGGGGUUGUCAGUCUCAGAGGUGAUUGAAGGAUAUGAAAAGGCUUGCAAGAAAGCCCUAGAAAUUCUUCCAGACUUGGUGUGCUGUUCUGCAAAGAACCUUCGAGAUGUUGAAGAAGUGGCAUCUUUGUUGCAUGCUUCAGUGAUGAGCAAACAAUAUGGCAAUGAACAGUUUUUGGCAAAGCUUAUUGCUCAGGCCUGUGUUUCUAUUCUUCCCGAUUCUGGUCAUUUCAAUGUCGAUAAUAUCAGAGUGUGCAAAAUUGUGGGUGCUGGUAUCUCCGCUUCCUCAGUGCUGCAUGGCAUGGUUUUUAAAAAGGAAACUGAAGGAGAUGUUACUUCUGUCAAAGAUGCAAAAAUAGCUGUGUAUUCCUGCCCUUUUGAUGGUAUGAUAACUGAAACUAAGGGCACUGUGCUUAUAAAGAACGCUGAGGAACUGAUGAAUUUCAGUAAGGGAGAAGAAAAUCUAAUGGAUUUGCAAGUCAAAGCUAUUGCUGAUAGUGGUGCCAAUGUAGUAGUAACAGGCGGCAAAGUGGCAGACAUGGCACUUCAUUAUGCCAACAAAUACAACCUUAUGUUAGUCAGGUUGAACUCAAAGUGGGAUCUGAGAAGACUGUGUAAAACUGUUGGUGCAACAGCCCUGCCCAGACUGACUCCCCCUACUCCAGAAGAAAUGGGACACUGCAAUAGUGUAUAUUUAUCGGAGGUUGGGGAUACACAAGUUGUUGUGUUUAAGCAUGAAAAGGAGGAUGGUGCCAUUUCUACUAUCCUCAUUCGUGGAUCUACAGACAAUCUGAUGGAUGACAUAGAGAGAGCAGUGGAUGAUGGUGUAAAUACUUUCAAAGUACUCACAAGGGAUAAACGUCUUGUUCCUGGAGGUGGUGCAACAGAGAUUGAAUUAGCCAAACAGAUCACAUCUUAUGGAGAGACUUGUCCUGGGCUUGACCAAUAUGCCAUCAAGAAGUUUGCUGAGGCGUUUGAAGCCAUUCCUCGAGCACUGGCAGAAAACUCUGGAGUAAAGGCUAAUGAGGUCAUCUCUAAGCUUUAUGCUGUGCAUCAGGAAGGGAAUAAAAAUGUUGGAUUUGAUAUUGAAGCCGAAGCUGCCGCUGUGAAGGAUAUGUUGGAAGCUGGUGUGUUGGACACAUACCUUGGAAAAUCCUGGGGGAUCAAGCUAGCUACAAAUGCAGCGGUGACUGUCCUAAGGGUAGAUCAGAUUAUUAUGGCGAAAACAGCAGGCGGUCCAAAAGCCCCUAAGCAACAAGGACAUUGGGAUAAGGAUGACUGGAAAGAUGAGCCUGAAAAAUAGUACUCAAUCAUUAUGGCAAAACCAGCUGGUGGCCCAAAACCUCCAUCAGGAAAGAAAGACUGGGAUGAAGACCAAAAUGACUGAAAAAUUUAACUGUACUUUUUCAAUGAUAUGAUUUUGUGAGGUUUUUUUGAUACUCCAGUUGGAGCCUGUCAUGAUGUUUUGCUCUGUUGCCUUUAAGUUAUGAACUGUGUCUAAUGAAGUGCAGAACUUCUAACACUUCAAUAAACGUACU
This is a messenger RNA of Apaloderma vittatum (bar-tailed trogon), 1831 nucleotides long. It is a transcript of the gene CCT8, whose product is annotated as chaperonin containing TCP1, subunit 8 (theta). The coding region runs from base 88 to 1596 and encodes 502 amino acids. The transcript is spliced from 16 exons. The record is from RefSeq and is a predicted model, not a curated record. NCBI's taxonomy places the organism in Eukaryota, Metazoa, Chordata, Aves, Trogoniformes, Trogonidae. Gene Ontology annotation, molecular function: ATP hydrolysis activity; ATP-dependent protein folding chaperone; ATP binding. Gene Ontology annotation, biological process: protein folding. Gene Ontology annotation, cellular component: chaperonin-containing T-complex.